UGUACCCUCCCUUCCCCUCGACCUAACCAGCAUCCCAAAUAGAAUUUCCUUAGGCGAAAUUCUUAGUGUAUUUUAAAACAACCUUAGCGUGUACAUCUCGAACGAUUCCCAAUUCUGUCAACAAUGUGUGAAUCCCUGGUGCCAUUUGGGCCUCCGAAAAGACGCAAAUCUCCCAGGCGCCAUCCGCCCGAAGAACAACCCGCACCAAGCAGUUCCACUAAUGGUUCUUCCUCUACAGUCGAAAAUCCCAAUACUAAGAAAAUCCCGAUGUUGAUCAGAGGUAUCGGGGUUCAUCAAGUGAUCCCCAAGGAGGCCACCCGAGACGUCCUUACUGGUAAAGUUCCUUUUUACCUGGUGGAUGAUAAGGAUGGUGUAACUUUAUUCCCUGCCAAGCAUAUUUUUACAGCUUUGAAGUUGGAUCAGGAGAAGAUCGAGCAGUUAGAGGAUUACAGUUGUUUGGGGGCUCACGAAAGAUUCUUGGCUGAAAAACCCCGUAGGAAGGAAGGUAUGGGGUAUAGGAGGAAAUACAUUUCGCCAGAAUUGAUUUAUCGUGGGAUUUAUUUAACAGUCGAUCUGGACAUAAGAAUAAAAGCCCUGAUGCUUCUAUGUGAGGAAUAUUUGAAUCAUUAAGGGCUGAUGCGAUAUUUAAAUGCUUAUAUUUUUUAUAAUUCUAUUUAUAAGAUUGUAAAUAAAUGUUAUUUAUUUAUAUAA
Molecule: messenger RNA, 711 nt
Organism: Anthonomus grandis grandis
Lineage: Eukaryota; Metazoa; Arthropoda; Insecta; Coleoptera; Curculionidae
Exons: 4
Coding region: 124-630 (168 amino acids)
Source: RefSeq, a predicted model, not a curated record